AAAAGAAGGUUCCAUAGCACUAGCAGCACUAUUUGGUACCGAGAUUAGUUAUCUGCAAAUGCAUAUAGAGUGCUUGUUCGAUAAUCUGGUUCCGGCAAUGGUCUCUCUUUUAAGUGGAAUGCCUAAACUGAAGACUUUGUACCUGAAGACUGACCAAUUCUCCUUCUCCCCUGAAUAUAAAUCAUCUGGGUUUGGUAUGGCAUACUGGAAAUCGCAAAAACUUGCUUUUAUUAAUCAGGUUAAGGUGGUGUCCAUUGAGCUUUGCAGUGGGUCCAAUGGAUUUGAGCUAGCAAGGUAUAUCCUCGAGCAUGCUCAGAACUUGAACAAACUGGAAAUCAUUCAUUCUGCUGAGCAAUCUAAUGCUAUAAGGGAGUUAAACGAAAGCAAGAGGGUUUCAAACGCCGCAUUUGUCUUUGAGGAAGAUCGACAAAGAGGGACAAGAAAACAAGGUACCCCUGCAUUCUGGUCGUUUGCCCAAAUGCUGCGGGGGCCUUGUUCUAUCGACUCGAUUCGUCAAUGAAUUUUGAAGGACAUUGUAAUCCUUAAACUGUUUCUUCUUUGUGUACUUGUGUACUGUGUGUAUUAGCUGAACUGAACUAGUAGUUUUGGGUAAAAUGUGUUGUGUGUUCAUUGGCUAAUUUUGUUGUUUGAUAAUUUGCGUUUGAUAAAACGAUUUGA
Molecule: messenger RNA, 678 nt
Organism: Malus domestica (apple)
Lineage: Eukaryota; Viridiplantae; Streptophyta; Magnoliopsida; Rosales; Rosaceae
Source: RefSeq, a predicted model, not a curated record